GUGCACGUGCCUGUCUCUUUCGCUUUUACUUUGACAGUUACAAUUAUGUAAAUGAGGCGUGUGACGUAAUCAUGCGUCAGCAGCAGGCAGCUGAGGACACGGACCAGACAGGAUCCAAAAUGGCGGACCGUGACAAGGUGGAGGAGGAGAUUUACGAUCAGAUCGUGGACCUGACAGAAUACGCCAAACGUCAGCGAUGGUGGAAUCGCUUGUUUGGCAAAAACUCCGGCCCGGUCGCUGAGAAAUACUCUGUGGCCACACAGAUAGCCAUCGGAGGAGUGAGUGGAUGGUGUGCAGGUUACCUGUUUCAGAAGGUCGGUAAAGUGGCAGCGACGUCUGUGGGAGGAGGUUUGCUGCUGCUGCAGAUAGCCAACAACAGCGGGUACAUCCAGGUGGACUGGAAGAGAGUGGAGAAGGACGUGAACAAGGCCAAGAAACACAUUAAGAAGGGAACUCAUCAGGCAGGUCCGGAGCUCAACACGUUUGUGGAGAAGUCCACAGAGUUCGUGAAGAAGAACAUCGUGGUCACCAGUGGUUUUGUCGGAGGGUUCCUGCUCGGCCUGGCGUCUUAGAUUCUGCCGAAGAAGAAGAAGAAUUCUUUAUUUCUAUGACAUCAUUAUGAACUGUAAGAAAAAAACAUAGAAAAUAUGAAAUCACAACUGCUGGAUUGUUCUGGCAGAAAACAACCUCUAUGUUUAAGCGCUUCACCACCGCGUGGCUUCAACCACCGUAAAAAUGUAAAAUAUUCCUGUUUCUGCCAAAUCAUCAUCAACGUGGAAAAAUUAAAAAUGUUAUUUAUGAA
Messenger RNA from Solea senegalensis (Senegalese sole), 802 nucleotides. Its product is annotated as FUN14 domain-containing protein 1-like. Gene Ontology annotation, cellular component: mitochondrial outer membrane. Bases 72 to 572 code for a protein of 166 amino acids. NCBI's taxonomy places the organism in Eukaryota, Metazoa, Chordata, Actinopteri, Pleuronectiformes, Soleidae. The transcript has 5 exons. The record is from RefSeq and is a predicted model, not a curated record. Gene Ontology annotation, biological process: autophagy of mitochondrion.